Diceros bicornis minor is the source of this 524-nucleotide messenger RNA. RefSeq names its product sialic acid-binding Ig-like lectin 14. Lineage: Eukaryota; Metazoa; Chordata; Mammalia; Perissodactyla; Rhinocerotidae. Gene Ontology annotation, molecular function: sialic acid binding. The record is from RefSeq and is a predicted model, not a curated record. The transcript has 2 exons. Gene Ontology annotation, biological process: cell adhesion. Gene Ontology annotation, cellular component: plasma membrane. Bases 105 to 524 code for a protein of 139 amino acids.
CUAGCGCUGUCAGCCCUUGCUUGCACUGCUGUCUCAGAGACACUAUUUCCCAUUCCUGUGUCUGUGGGAGGACAGAGGGAGAGAGGGCCUCUCAGCCCUGUCCUAUGGCUCUCUCUGUCUCCCUAGUCCCAGAGGUCCUGGGCAACGCCACCUCCCUGCCCGUCCAGGAGGGCCAGUCCCUGCGCCUGGUCUGUGACACUGAUGGCAACUACCCUGCCAGGCUGAGCUGGUCCCGGGGAAGCCUGACCUUGAGCCCCUCUCAGCCCUUGGAUCCUGGGGUCCUGGAGCUUCCCCGGGUGGCCUUAGGGGAUGGAGGAGAAUUCACCUGCCGUGCUCAGAACGCUUGCGGCUCCUACCACGUCUCCGUGAACUUAAUUGUGCAGGGUUUCUCCUGUCACUGCCCCCACAUCUCUGGGGAGCAGCAGGGUACCUGGCCUUUAGUCCUCACCCUGCUCAGGGGGGCCCUAAUGGGGGCUGGCUUCCUUCUCACCUACGGCCUCACCUGGAUCUACUAUACCAGAUGA